AGGGAGUGAGGUAAACAAGGCCCAGCAGCCCCGCCCGCCGCGGCCCAGCAACUUCCAGAAGGGCCGCGCGCGAGCUAGCGAGCGGGGGCCGCCCACAGCUGUGGCGCAGCAGGAAUUGCCGCCCUCCCGCCGCACCGCGGGCGGGGUGAUGCCCCUGUUUAUUUUUACCCGGGCGGCUCAUCCUCUCCGGCUGCCCGAGCGCGGCCGCUCCCCGCCCUGGCCCCGCCUAUAAAAGGCCGCCCGCGGGGGGCUGAGGAUGCAGCUUUAUAGCUCCGUGAUCACCCACUACCCGGCAGCGGGGGCGGCGGCUGCAGCAGCAGCAGGCGGGGCGGGCGUUUUCAAAGUCUCCCUGCCGGCGGUGCCCCCCUCUCCGGACGCAGCGAGCGCCGCGGGCCAGAGCCCGGCCGCCGAGAGCCUCGCUAAGGAGAGUCUGGUGCCCGGAGGCAGCGGUGCCGCCAUGACUGCCUUCUCCUCCUGCCUGGAGCUGAUGCCCGGCGGGCCUGCGGCGGGCCCGGGCGGCAGGCCGGUAGCGGCCCCGCAGUACAGCUCCAGCGCGCAGAUCACCGUGAGCCGCAGGAGGCCGCUGGAGAGGAUCGUGCCCAUCCGCAUCGUGCAGCGCCCCGAGCCCCCCGUGGAGCUGGCCCCGGCCUCUCCGCAGAGCCGAGCCUGGCUCGAGGGCAUCCUGGAGAGCAUGCGACAAGCCGGCGGGGACGCGGAGGCCGCCGCAGCCCCGCACCGCCCGGAGGAGCCCAGCAACCACAGCCUCCGCCUAAGCGAGCACUGCCAGGCUCUGCAGGCGGCGGCCAGCGCUCAGCCCGACCCGGCCGCCACCUGCGGCGAGGAGAGCGGCGGCCAGGCCCUGCCCCUGCCCUGCUCCCCGCUAGCGGAGGAGGAGGGCCCCAGCCCGAGGAGGGGGCCGGAGCGGAGUGAGAAGCUGGCUCUGUACCUGGCCGAGGUGGAGAAGCAGGACAAAUACCUGCGGCACAAGGGCCGGUUCCGCUUCCACAUCAUCCCCGAUGGAAACUGCCUGUACCGCGCCAUCUGCAAGGCCGUGUACGGGGACCAGCGGCUGCACAGCGAGCUCCGCGAGCAGACUGUGCACUACAUCGCCGACCACCUGCACCAUUUCAGCCCCAUCAUCGAGGGCGAUGUGGGCGAGUUUCUCAUCGGCGCCGCCCAGGACGGCGCUUGGGCUGGCUACCCUGAGCUCCUGGCCAUGGGGCAGAUGCUGAAUGUAAACAUUCAUCUCACCACGGGCGGCAGGCCAGAGAGCCCCACCGUCUCCACUAUGGCCCACUACCUGGGCCCUGAGGACCCGGCCCGGCCUAGCAUCUGGCUGAGCUGGCUCAGCAAUGGGCACUACGACGCUGUGCUGGACUGUGUGUGUCCUAACCCGGAGUACGAGGCCUGGUGCAGGCAGACUCAGGUGCAGCGCAGGCGGGACGAGGAGCUUGCCAAAUCCAUGGCCAUGUCACUGUCUAAGAUGUACAUCGAGCAGAACACCUGCUCCUGAGACUUCCUAGUCUAGAAGCUCAAAGCCCUACUCCAGGUCAAGAGAGACAGUUUGCACCGGCCAUGGUGGUGAUGCCUUAAUCCUUCAUAAAGCAGCGGUGCCCUAGACUGAGGAGCCUCCAUACAAUAUUAAACUGGGGGGGAUGACAAAUCCAAACUUGUAUUUGUAAUAUUCUCUUGUAUAAAGCUAGCCCUGGAUUAUUUGGAAGCGGAUUCUCCAUGUAUAUGUGGUUGUUUUUUUGUUUUGUUUAUUUUU
Molecule: messenger RNA, 1768 nt
Organism: Terrapene triunguis (Three-toed box turtle)
Lineage: Eukaryota; Metazoa; Chordata; Testudines; Emydidae
Gene: OTUD1
Product: OTU deubiquitinase 1
Exons: 1
Coding region: 257-1513 (418 amino acids)
Biological process (GO): protein deubiquitination
Molecular function (GO): cysteine-type deubiquitinase activity
Source: RefSeq, a predicted model, not a curated record